AUGACUUUUUACGAUAGAAAUAACGACAAACAUGCGACGAGCAUAUCGCUCUUGCGGCACACCCAAAUUUUCGCCCCAAAAUUUCAGCGCCUCUCCCUUAAUUCAUCCUCCCUCCUCCAGUCCUCACUCCUUACCUCUCCACUCUUGCCCCAAAUCUUCCUUAUCUUCUCUUCAUCUAUCUGUUUCUUCGAGGGCGAGGGCGCGAGGGGCGGACUGCCGACUGCGGAGGCGACGGAAGGGCAGGGCCCAGAGCAGCUGAGCCGACCUGCGAGCCGCGAGGAAGCCGACGGAGAGCGGAGCACCGGCCACCGAGCAGGGCAGCAGGCAAGCAGCCGAGCACGCGCUGCUGGCUUUCCAGUUUCGGAUUUCCGAUUUCCCAAUUCCGUUGCAACUUUUAGGUAUACCCUUGAUCAGAUUAGGAAAAUGGAAGAAUCUACUCGAAUAAGGAAAGAAUCAGAAAUUCAUAACCUACGGAGCUUAUUAAAUUGCCAAUUAAAGAAGGAAUUUUUAGUGUAAGAAAAGGUUGUGGUAGUUCCUCAGCGAAGAGGAAGAUAACAGAUGAGCUAAUACCAAGUUAGCAACUUUAAGAGGCUUGGAUGGCAAUGCAAAUACAACAAUGCAGAGAGGUGAGUGCACAACUGCAAAUUACUAUAUCUACCUAGAUUUCUAAUCAUGUAUAUGGAAUCUUUUUGUUUUUGAAUUGUGACCGUUUGAAUUGUCAAUUCUUAAAUUUAAACUAUUUUAAGCA
Molecule: messenger RNA, 748 nt
Organism: Ipomoea triloba (trilobed morning glory)
Lineage: Eukaryota; Viridiplantae; Streptophyta; Magnoliopsida; Solanales; Convolvulaceae
Exons: 4
Coding region: 1-516 (171 amino acids)
Source: RefSeq, a predicted model, not a curated record